AUGUCUCUUUCCAACGGAAACUAUCUGAUUCGCUCUAUACCUGCAAACGUCUCAUGGCCCUUUGUGGGUGGAAAUUAUGCCACCCGCAACGAGAUCAAUUCGCCCAUUAUUGCUCAACCUAAGAUUUCAACGGACGAUUCUCCUCAAGUGUGGAGGGUUGAAACAGUCUCUUCUAAUUCAAACACGUACAAGAUCACUCAACCAAUAAACCCCAACAUUCACAUUGGCCCUGUCAUUGGAGGAUUCGGGAUUGACGCUUCAACCAACAAUGUGAUCCUGAGCACGACCAUUUUAGAUUGGGUAUUAACCCUGGUGAACGCAACAGAGAACAGCUACAUUAUACAAAGUCAAGACCAUGAAAUUGGUUCGAUCAACGCCGUGACUGUCGAGAAUUCAAACCUCGUUGUUCAACAAAUUGGAAUCGGAGACAACAAGGGACCUUUGCCUCAGUGGCAAUUCAUCAGCCAGGAUAAUUUGGAUUAA
Molecule: messenger RNA, 483 nt
Organism: Psilocybe cubensis
Lineage: Eukaryota; Fungi; Basidiomycota; Agaricomycetes; Agaricales; Agrocybaceae
Exons: 4
Coding region: 1-483 (160 amino acids)
Molecular function (GO): cysteine-type endopeptidase inhibitor activity
Source: RefSeq, a predicted model, not a curated record